UAAGUUCUAUAUCCACAGUUAGAGUGUUAUAGUAUUUCUUGUUGCACCUUUUUCAUUGUGCAACAAAAACUACUAUAACAAAUACUUUAACAUUGUUUCAGGAAAAACAAAGCAUUUUUGUAUUUUCUAUUUUGUUGUUCAAAUGACAAACAGAACUCAAACAUUGUGCAGGUCAAGAAAAUAAUCACCCAAAAUUAAAAUUUGAUUACAAACUCCAGCACUGUAACAGGUUUGUCUGAUUUGAAGUUACUGACGCCUCCAUGAAUUAGGUGUGGCUCACAAAGGUGAAAGAGAGAAGAACUUCCUGUGUCUUACACAGGACUUAGUAAUCCACAGUCACAAGAUUCCACCUUUCCUGUUGUACUUGAAGUGUCUUCCAGCGUUACAGGAAAAAUGAAUGAUCUGAGGAUUGUGCUACUGGGGAAAACUGGUGAUGGCAAAAGCAGCACCGGAAACACAAUAUUAGGUGAAGAAAGUUUUCAUGUGGAAAAUUCACCAGACUCAGUCACUCAAAUAUGUGAGUCUAGAACAACAUCCAUCAACGGGAGGAAGAUAACAGUGGUUGAUGGUCCAGGAUUUUUUGACACUAUUCUUCCUGAGGAUGUGUUAAAAGGUGAAAUAGUGCGCUGUAUCACUGAGUGUGCUCCAGGACCUCACGCCUUUUUGAUAGUGCUCAAGGAUGGAAGAUACACAGAGCAGGAGAAAGAAGUUGUGAAAAAAAUUACAGAUUCAUUUGGAGAAGAAGCUCUGAGAUAUGCUGUGGUUCUCUUUACUCACGGUAAUGAUCUCGCUGAAAACCAGACCAUCCAGGACUUUGUGAGAAACAACGCAGAGCUGCGGAAACUGGUGGAUAAGUGUGGAGGUCGUGUUCAUGUGAUUGAUAAUAUACACUGGAAGCAGCAGCAGGACGGCUACAGGAGUAACAGAGUGCAGGUGGAGGAUCUACUGAACACCAUAGAGGAGAUGGUGAAGGAGAAUGGAGAACAGUGCUAUACCAAUGAGAUGCUGCAGAUGGUGCAAAGAGCGAUAGAAGAAGAGAGAGUUAGAAGUGAGCGAAGUGAAACAGACAGGACACCAAGGCAGAGUGUAUUUAAAAAACUGUUGAAACUAGUUGGGUUGGGAACUGGAAUAUUAGUGGGCGCUUUUCUUGGUGCUACAUCUUCAGUGUUUAUUGUGAUGUCAUUCUUACAAGAAAGGAGAAUUCUAAGUGUUGAAAAGCCAGUGAUAGGUAAAGUAGCUCAAGCAAAUAGUAAACUGGCUCCAUUGACAGGGGCAGCAGGAGUAGCUAAGUGUCUGAAAAAACAAUCAGCAUUUAAUGCAGCAGUACUUUUUGUUGCUGCACCUGCUGUAGUCGGUGGAGUAGCAGGAGGAAUUAUAGGCUAUAAUGCAGCAGAGGGAGCAGAGACGGUGACAGAAGCAAUGAAGCUGGCGGCUAGCGCAACCUUUGAUAGGGCAAAAGAUGUGGAAGAACAAAUCUUUUUUGACUUUAAAUAAACAUUUGCAGAAUUAUAUGAAGAUGGCUACUUUGCCUAUUUCCAACACCUUUUUAAAAAAUAUAACUUUUCCCAAAGUGCAUAUUUUAAAUAUCUGCAAGCUCUUAACUAGGAAAGCUUUCUUUGCUUUACCCUAAAGACAAGCUUCUCAAACUUACUUCAGAUUUUAAAGGCAUAUUCUUAUCUUUAUACUAAAAACUGCUGGAGUUUAGUGCUCCAACGGACUCCACUCUAAGGGAUCCAUGGGCUGAAUAUAUCCUGUUAGAGUUUUCAGAUUCGCUAUAGAAGUGUAUUUGAAUCUGGGGACAGUCUUUCUCUACUUGUGCUGAUGACAGUCCAAUCCAACGUAAACUUCUAAACUGUAUGUACUGGUUUAAGAGUAGGCUACCCAAGAUUUCACUAAAUAUAAGUUUUUUACAUAGAUAGAUAUACUUUGAGAGAUGUUAAUUUGUAUCAUUUGUGUUGGCCCUACCCCUCUUUAAACUCUGCUUUAUCACAGUCACAGAAUCAUCCAUUAUAUGUUGACUCUGUACAGCUAGAUCCUUUAGACUGAUUUUUAAACUAUUACUGGACCAUGAUCUUCUAUGGACUGAAAUUCUUGGGUUUUGGUUGUGUUAAAUUUUCUUGAUUUGCUGUAUGAGAUGAUAUAUGAUAUAUGCCCCAUUGUAAAAAUAUAUAUAGAUUUUCUAAUUGCGCUCAGAGUAGGAAGACACACAGACAACGAUGAGAAAACUGUGAAAAAAAGUUACAGCUUAGUUUUGAGGACGCUCUGAGAUAUGAUCUCUCUGAAAACCAGAACAUCCCAGGAAUUUGUGGAAAAGAGUGCAGAGCUGCAGGAACUGGUGGAUAAGUGUGGAGGUCGUGUUCAUGCGAUUGAUAAUAAAGACUGGAAGCAGCAGCAGAGUGCAGGUGGAGGAUCUACUGAACACCAUAGAGGAGAUGGUAAAGAAGAGUGGAGAAAGAUGCUAUACCAAUGAGAUGCUGCAGAUGGUGCAAAGAGCUAUAGAAGAAGAGUUCUGGAACACCAGAAUGAAAUGAUGUGCCAUUGUAUAGGAAGUGUUGCAUGCUUUUAUUUUACCUGAAGGAGUUUUUAUCUGUAUUUUAAACAAGUUUUUUCCUAGCGAACAUUUUUAACUCUGCAUCUUGGUUUGAUAAACAAAAGUUUAUGUUUAGCCUAAAAAACAUUAAUAACUAACAUGAAAAUGAAAUGAUUUAGUCAUAGUGUAAUGAGUUUAAUCUGUGGCCCCUCCACCUUAGUUUAUUGUCAGUCCAACUAAACAGUAAAUUUAGGAGAACUAAUGGAAGUUUGUCAUUUUUAUCUAAAUGAUUAAAUUUUUGUAGAUUUUUUUGGUUUUUAUAAAAGAGAAAUGGCUGUAAUAUUUAAAUUUCAUUACUAAUACAUACAUUCAUACAUACAUUGUGCGUUUGGUGAUUGUCUCAUUACCAGUGAUUUAAAAUUGUAAUUACACAUUUUUUUAAAUUUAAUUCUGUAACUUAUUUCUGUCUGUAAUCUAACUUUAAUGAAGCUUUGUGUCUUUGAGUCUUUUUUAUUUGGUAAAAUGCCUGCAUUCUUUUUUAAUAGUAGUUUUAUUAAUGAACUGAAUAAAAGAAUGUCUGCCAA
Astyanax mexicanus (Mexican tetra) is the source of this 3114-nucleotide messenger RNA. RefSeq names its product GTPase IMAP family member 4. Gene Ontology annotation, molecular function: GTP binding. NCBI's taxonomy places the organism in Eukaryota, Metazoa, Chordata, Actinopteri, Characiformes, Acestrorhamphidae. The record is from RefSeq and is a predicted model, not a curated record. Bases 394 to 1494 code for a protein of 366 amino acids. The transcript is spliced from 2 exons.